AUGAGCCAAGUCGACGUGCAGCUCAAGGAUGUCACCAUCCUGGGCGCCAUCCCGAACGACGCCCGCAAGAUCCUCACCAAGGAGGCCUGUGCUUUCCUGGCCAUCCUGCACCGCACCUUCAACCCGACCCGCAAGGCCCUUCUGCAGCGUCGCAUCGACCGCCAGGCCGAGAUCGACAAGGGCAACCUGCCCGAUUUCCUCCCGGAGACCAAGCACAUCCGUGAAAACGAUGCCUGGAAGGGUGCGCCCCCGGCUCCCGGUCUCGUCGACCGUCGUGUCGAGAUCACCGGUCCCACCGACCGCAAGAUGGUUGUCAACGCUUUGAACUCGGACGUUGCUCCCACCUGGGAGAACAUGGUCAACGGUCAGGUCAACCUGUACGACGCCAUCCGGCGCCAGGUCGACUUCAAGCAGGGCAACAAGGAGUACAAGCUGCGGACGGACCGGGUGCUGCCCACGCUGAUUGCCCGUGCCCGUGGCUGGCACCUGGAUGAGAAGCACUUCACCGUCGACGGCGAGCCCAUCUCCGGCAGUCUGUUCGACUUUGGUCUGUACUUCUUCCACAACGCCAAGGAGCUCGUGGCCCGCGGCUUCGGCCCGUACUUCUACCUCCCCAAGAUGGAGAGCCACCUCGAGGCGCGUCUGUGGAACGACGUGUUCAACCUGGCCCAGGACUACAUCGGCAUGCCCCGCGGCACCAUCCGCGGUACCGUGCUCAUUGAGACCAUUACCGCCGCCUUUGAGAUGGACGAGAUCAUCUACGAACUGCGCGACCACAGCUCCGGCCUCAACUGCGGCCGCUGGGACUACAUCUUCUCGUUCAUCAAGAAGUUCCGCAAGCACCCCAACUUUGUGCUCCCCGACCGAUCGGAUGUCACCAUGACUGUGCCCUUCAUGGACGCUUACGUCAAGCUGCUGAUCAAGACCUGCCACCGUCGUGGUGUGCAUGCUAUGGGUGGUAUGGCCGCUCAGAUUCCCAUCAAGGACGACGCCGCCGCCAACGACAAGGCCAUGGAGAGCGUGCGCGCCGACAAGCUGCGUGAGGUGCGUGCCGGCCACGACGGCACCUGGGUUGCCCACCCGGCGCUCGCGGCGAUCGCCUCCGAGGUCUUCAACAAGUACAUGCCCACGCCCAACCAGCUGUUUGUGCGCCGCGAGGACGUGCACAUCACCGCCAACGACCUCCUCAACACCAACGUCCCGGGCAAGAUCACCGAGGAGGGCAUCCGCAAGAACCUCAACAUCGGUCUGUCGUACAUGGAGGGCUGGCUCCGGGGUGUGGGCUGCAUUCCCAUCAACUUCCUGAUGGAGGACGCUGCCACCGCCGAGGUGUCCCGCAGCCAGCUCUGGCAGUGGGUGCACCACGGAGUCACCUCGUCCGAGGGCAAGAAGAUCGACAAGGCGUACGCGCUGCGUCUGCUGAAGGAGCAGGCAGACAGCCUGACGGCCAAGGGCCCCAAGGGCAACAAGUUCCAGCUGGCGGCGCGGUACUUUGCGGGCCAGGUGACGGGCGAGGACUACGCGGACUUCCUGACCAGUCUGCUGUACAACGAGAUUUCGUCUGCGGGACAGGUGUCUAAGCUGUAG
Messenger RNA from Aspergillus terreus NIH2624, 1587 nucleotides. Its product is annotated as malate synthase. Lineage: Eukaryota; Fungi; Ascomycota; Eurotiomycetes; Eurotiales; Aspergillaceae. The record is from RefSeq and is a predicted model, not a curated record. Gene Ontology annotation, cellular component: cytoplasm; peroxisomal matrix. Gene Ontology annotation, molecular function: malate synthase activity. The transcript is spliced from 4 exons. Gene Ontology annotation, biological process: glyoxylate cycle. The coding region runs from base 1 to 1587 and encodes 528 amino acids.